Molecule: messenger RNA, 1201 nt
Organism: Lytechinus pictus (painted urchin)
Lineage: Eukaryota; Metazoa; Echinodermata; Echinoidea; Temnopleuroida; Toxopneustidae
Product: speedy protein A-like
Exons: 6
Coding region: 163-1128 (321 amino acids)
Biological process (GO): positive regulation of cyclin-dependent protein serine/threonine kinase activity
Molecular function (GO): protein kinase binding
Source: RefSeq, a predicted model, not a curated record
UGCCCCGCAACUUCCCCGUCUGCCAUCCUUCGAGAUCCCAUUGCCAUACCGAGCUAGACUGAUUCAUUGCAAAAAAAGGGGGGAAAAGGCUUUAUUACUAGAUACACAGGAACCGAACUGAGGUAUUAAAUAGAACAGUCUUGUUCAGGCCUAAGCUGGAACAUGAAAGGCACUCAACAGCCGAUUAAAUUGCCUGGAAUUCUGCAGAAAACGGCGAAAAUGUUGUCUGUUCGCGGAACUGGAACUGGCAAAUCGGCCUCCGGCUCAGCCUCGACAACUUUGGCACAACCAGACAAAGGAACAUUCUAUAAUAAAUUUACUACAGCCGAAAAUGAACAUGAAAUGUCCACAUCUGCACAAUUCAGUUCCUUCUUCAGAAGAAAGCAACCACAGAAAAUGGUCGUUACAUCGGAGGAAAUAACAGCAUUUUUCCGACUUUUUGAUGAUGAUCUUAUCCAAGACUUCCUGUGGAUGGACUGUUGUGCAAAAACUGCUGACAAGUAUCUUUUGGCCAUGGUCUUUGCAUAUUUCAAAAGGGCUCAGUACACUAUCAAGCAGUACACAAGAAUGAAUUUCUUCGUAGCACUGUAUUUAGCAAGUGAUAUGGAAGAAGAUGAAGAGGAUGACAAGUACAAUAUCUUCCCUUGGGCAUUGGGAAGGAACUGGAGAAACACUUAUACUGGCUUUCUGCGCAAGAGAGACAGACUCCUAAGGACUAUCCAGUACAGGGCUGCAGUCAGUAGAAAGUGUUGUGAAGAGGUUAUGAGCUUGGUCCCAGACCAUAUCAUCUGGAAACGUGAACGAAUGCCGCACCAUGCCGGAGCUGUCAGGAAAUACCCAGACUAUGACGAUGAUGAAGAGGCCAUUCCUAUGGGACCUGAUGCAACACCUGUUCACUGCAGAGCAUGUGAGAAAGCAGGGGGAUUUGCCUUUGACAUUGAAAUUCAUCAUAGUCCAGAUAGUGGCUUUCUCUACCUAUCAUCAUGCACAGAUAGCUCUACUGAUUCAGCAGGAAGCAUUGAGGAAAUGGACAGCUCAUCGUAUCCUAAGUUGGAAGAGCUUCCUAUGAAAGGUCAUGGGGACUUCAACUUUGAGGAAGCGUCCAUCUGGGCAGCCAGAGAUGAGUGAUAUGGUUUACAUCAAAUAAUCAAUGCCAGUAAUGGGUGUACAGGUAAAAUUAUCUUGUAGACCUAUACUUGCU